CCGCUCGUAGCGCUACAGUUCCAAUGUUUUCAGAAUGGAGUGGAGGCGUGGUGGCUUUGGAUGAUGCCUCUAAAUAUUAUCUAGUUUUUACUGUCGUGCGCAUUUGGUAGUAAUGCACGCAUUGUAUACGUUUUACAAGUAAAAUCAAUGUUCGACUAAUUGCAAUAUGAGUUCUCGUGGAUCAACUACACUGCUCAAUUUCUUCAUUUUCAACUCUGAAUAUGGACCCCGUGAGGGGGAGGAAGAGAAGAAAAUUAUGUUCUAUCACCCAAGUACAAGUGACAUUGAUACAAAGAUCAAGAAUAUUGGGCUGAGUGAAGCCAUUGUAAAAUUUACAGAGACUUUCUCUGAUAAGCCUUGUGAAAGUGUACACACCCUGAAAACCAGGCAACUCUUUCUGGAACCAGAGCCCAACUUCUGGAUGGUGUUGACUGUCUCGAUUCCAUAUUCGGAGAAAACCAAAGAUGGCAAAUCUUACAUUGAAUACCGUGAAGACGACAUCCAAGACUCGGUGUUCGAGGCAGUUGUCAGGCAGUCCUAUCGAAUGUUUCAGUUCUUUAAUGGGACCUUUGAAAACAUUCUUGACAGAGCAGAGCGCAAUGUCCAGUCUCUCAUACAACGCUUGGAUCAUUUCUUUUCAAGGUAUUUAUUGACACUCCGUCUUCACCAAAGUGACAUCCUAGAUGUGUUCAAUGGCAUCCACUUCCUCCCACUGGACAAGAACACAUACCUCCGCAUCCAGUGCUUCAUCAACCACCUGGAAGCCACCUUCCCAUCAGUCAAGUACACAGCCUUCCUCUACAAUGACCAGCUCGUCUGGAGUGGUCUGAACCAGGAUGACAUGCGGAUCAUGUACAAGUACCUCACCACCAGCCUCUUCCCCUCCCACAUGGAACAGGAGCUACACGGUGGCGGUGGCGGACAGUCUCGCUCCCCCUCAUCUGGACAGACACCACACUUUGCUCAAUUUAUAGCAGGUCCCCCAAGCCUGAAGGAUGAGGGCAACCUCGGCAAAAUCCCCCAUGUCUUCAUCAACACAGAGGAGGAGAACGAGGAGUGUCAGCUGCUGGUGUACAAGGCCAUGAGCUCCAGUAUCUGUAUGCUGGUCAAUGUCAAAAAUACAGUUUCGUUUGACAUGUGUCGGAAGCUGGAUGGAUUUCUUGGUCCACAGAUGAGCAAGUUGUCAUCGGACAUCAGCGAGCAGUACUCCAAGAGGCCUGCCGCUCUCAGCACCACUGACCCCCAGUUUAAGUAUAUAUACUUCAACCACAUGAACCUGGCACAGAAGACCACAGUCCACAUCGAGAUCCGGAAACUGACCGGGGUCAACAUCCCCCAGGAGACACUGCGCCUUCUGGCGGACAUCAACGCUGACCUCACAAGGGGUAACGAGGAUGGAGAAACGAUAGUGAAGACGCUGUCAGACUACUGGGUGGUUGGGAAGAAAUCUGACCAGCGGGAGUUCUAUGUCGUCAUCAAUCAGAAGAAUGCCAAUCUCAUAGAAAUCAAUGAGGAAGUGAAGAAGCUAUGCUCAAUGCACCUGAACAGUAUAUUCUUCCUGGACUGAUACCUGCACUGUGUAAAUAAUAUGCCAUCUGUCUGGAUGCAUGUAUGAAUAAUAUCCCAGCUGCAGAGAUGCCUGGCUGUGGACGGAGCUUGUUGAUGACAGAAGCUUGCUAGUUCUGUUGUCGUGUGUCACAUCCAUAUGGACACUUUAAUUUCAAGAAUAGUAGGAUAUCCAAAUUUGACUUGCGUAAAAAAGCCUACAUGAUGGAAAUGUGCAUUGUGUGAGGUGAGGAUACAGUAGUUGUUGAUGUUUUCAAGAUAUCAAGUUAUGGAUGCCUUGAGCACAGUUACUGGUAGACAUCUAAAAAACAUCCGGAAAAUGUUUUCACCGGAGGCCUUUCCCAAACUUUCACCAACAUUAAUAUGACCUAAUCAUCAACAUAUGUCAAGCAUGUCCUCUCUAACCAUGACUUUCCUCCCACAUUAAGCUGACACGCCGUGAUAUAACUGGAAUACUGUUAAAAGCAGCGUUAAACCCAACUCACUCACUCACUCACACACUCUAACCAUGAGGCUUGACCUACCAACAAUAUCUUUCACAGUAAGGCUACUAGGCUACAGCUGUUAACAAAACAGAUGUCACUAUCACUAAUGUAACACAAUUUGCGUAGAUUAAUGGUAGAUGUUUACAUGAACAAAUUGUAAUUUUCAGAAAUCAACCCAAUUUGAUUGAUGUUUAUCACGGGGUAUACUUGCCAUUGAAAGAUUCAGUCAAGGGAAGGGUAACACAGGUUUAGUGGACACUGAUUGAUCAUGACACCAGAACAAAAUCUGUAAAAAAUAGUUGAAGCAGUUAUUAUUAAAUAAAAGGUAAAUUGUCAUGACAAUUAUUAUGUCAACCAAAAAUAUUCUUGUUUAUUGUGUUGAUAAUCAUGCCCGAAGAUUCACCAACUAUUGUGCUGGUAGAUAUGACUGGAAAGUGAAAUCAUGACAAUGUAGCAGCUGUGUGUGUGUGCAAAUCCACUUCACAUUAGAUGAGAAUUCACUAGAUGUGCAUCACAAGAUGUGUAUAUAUAUAUUUAUAUGCCAGUGCAUUCACAGUAUGUUUAUUCUGCUGUAUAUUAAAAUUAUUAUGGUAUUUUUUGUAAAUAAAUUAUGCUCCAA
Molecule: messenger RNA, 2670 nt
Organism: Haliotis rufescens (red abalone)
Lineage: Eukaryota; Metazoa; Mollusca; Gastropoda; Lepetellida; Haliotidae
Product: vacuolar fusion protein CCZ1 homolog
Exons: 12
Coding region: 167-1567 (466 amino acids)
Biological process (GO): vesicle-mediated transport
Cellular component (GO): intracellular membrane-bounded organelle; Mon1-Ccz1 complex
Source: RefSeq, a predicted model, not a curated record